Messenger RNA from Sorghum bicolor (sorghum), 535 nucleotides. RefSeq names its product endoglucanase 12. Gene Ontology annotation, biological process: carbohydrate metabolic process. The annotation marks the transcript as partial. Lineage: Eukaryota; Viridiplantae; Streptophyta; Magnoliopsida; Poales; Poaceae. The transcript has a single exon. Gene Ontology annotation, molecular function: hydrolase activity, hydrolyzing O-glycosyl compounds. The record is from RefSeq and is a predicted model, not a curated record.
ACGCCUCACAACGGCGUCAAGUAUUCGUGCACCGGCGGCUACAAGUGGCGAGACUCCAAGAAGGCAGACCCCAACCUGCUGACGGGCGCCAUGGUCGGCGGGCCAGACAGGAACGACGGCUUCAAGGACUCGCGCAACACCUUCGGGCAGAACGAGCCGACGCUUGUAGGCAACGCCGGCCUCGUGGCGGCCCUGGUGGCUCUCACCAACAGCGGCAGGGGAGUCGGCAUUACCGCCGUCGACAAGAACACCAUGUUCUCCGCCGUGCCGCCAAUGUUCCCUGCCGCGCCGCCGCCGCCGUCGUCAUGGAAGCCGUGAGUGCUACCGGAUCAGCUAGUACGGUGGUUCCUUCGUUUGGUCAUACGAUUUUUGGUGAGCGAGAUCGCCGAUCAUGUACGCGCGCGAAUUCUUUUGUACAAUACCACGUUAACAAAUACGUACUGCGCACGGUGGCAUGCAUCAUGCGUGACCUGUAGAUGUUUUUAUGGAUUACAUUACAGUUAAUGAAUGGAUGGAUACAUAUCUUCGCAAUCAA